Gossypium raimondii (Peruvian cotton) is the source of this 1929-nucleotide messenger RNA. RefSeq names its product flowering locus K homology domain. NCBI's taxonomy places the organism in Eukaryota, Viridiplantae, Streptophyta, Magnoliopsida, Malvales, Malvaceae. Gene Ontology annotation, molecular function: mRNA binding. The transcript has 7 exons. Bases 190 to 1710 code for a protein of 506 amino acids. Gene Ontology annotation, cellular component: cytoplasm; nucleus. The record is from RefSeq and is a predicted model, not a curated record. Gene Ontology annotation, biological process: regulation of gene expression.
CAGAUAAUUUUGACAAAAAUAAUUUUCUGGUCCCGUUUCUCUCUUCUAAAAACCCCUCAAAACCUAGCUAGAUUUUGUUUUCUCUUUUAUUUUUCACCAUUCCAGCUUAUAUUUCUUUUUAUUGUUUUUUCAAAAACCCAUCACCCUCCUGCUCUUAUCUUCUCUCAGUAUCACAUAAAAACAAGGCUUAUGGCUGAAGUUGAUCAAAGCUUUGUUGAACAUGAGGAGGAACAGGUGCAAGAACCUCAGAACUUGGAGCAGAAUCUGAACCUGGAACAUAACUUGAACUUAGGGAACUACGUGGACUUGGAACCCAGUAUGAACUUGGAACACAAUGUAAGCUUGGUCCACAACGUUAACUUGGAGCAGAACUUGCAUGAGGAGGAAGAUCAGGAAGAGGACCCGGAGGAGCAAAAUUUGCAGCAGGAAUCAGAACAUCAACCAAAAGUAGAACAUGAAGACGAGGCAGUAGUUGGAGGUGGUGAAAAGAAGUGGCCUGGAUGGCCUGGAGAGAGUGUGUUUCGAAUGUUGGUUCCCGCGCAAAAGGUCGGUAGUAUAAUCGGACGAAAAGGGGAAUUCAUAAAAAAAAUAGUUGAGGAGACGAGAGCACGUAUCAAGAUACUUGAUGGUCCUCCAGGGACGACAGAAAGAGCUGUAAUGGUAUCUGCCAAGGAUGAGCCUGAUUCUUCUCUUCCGCCCGCUAUGGAUGGACUUUUGAGGGUCCAUAAACGCAUUGUUGAUGGUUUGGAGGGUGAUCCAUCUCAUGCACCUAUGGCUGCGGGAACCAAGGUUUCAACUAGGCUGCUAGUCCCCGCCUCACAAGCUGGAAGUUUGAUUGGAAAACAGGGAGCAACUGUCAAAUCCAUUCAGGAAUCUUCUAAUUGUAUUGUCAGAGUUCUGGGAGCAGAUUCUGCAGAAGACCUUCCCGUCUUUGCUCUUCAAGAUGAUAGAGUUGUUGAAGUUGUUGGAGAAGCAGCUGGUGUGCACAAAGCGGUGGAGCUAAUUGCAACUCAUCUCAGGAAGUUCUUAGUGGACCGCAGUAUAAUUCCGUUAUUUGAAAUGCAUAUGCAAAGGUCUAAUCAUCAGAUGGAUCACAUGCCACCUCAUCAAUCCUGGGGUCCACCUCAAGGUGUCCCUCCAAAUGCUAGUGGAGGUUCUGGUUAUGGUCAUAAUCCUCAGUACAUGCCACCUUCUCGGCAAAUGGACAAUUACUACCCUCCUGCUGAUAUGCCACCUCAUAUGGAAAAACAGCCCCAUCAGGGUAUUUCUGCCUAUGGAAGAGAAGUGCCAAUGGGUGCCCAUGGAUCAUCAAAUCCCCAGAAUGCACCAUCAAUGAUCACACAGGUCACUCAGCAAAUGCAAAUUCCACUAUCUUAUGCUGAUGCUGUUAUUGGGACAGCUGGUGCAAGUAUUAGCUAUAUUCGACGUGCUAGUGGGGCAACUGUCACCAUUCAAGAAACCCGGGGUGUCCCUGGUGAAAUGACAGUCGAAAUAAGUGGAACUGCUUCACAAGUUCAAACUGCUCAGCAACUGAUACAGAAUUUCAUGGCAGAAGCUGCUGCGGCUCCAGCUCAGGCACAAGCAGGUGGGGUUGCAGACCAAGCCUAUAAUCCUUAUGCAGCUCAUAGUUCGGUAUAUGCUUCGCCACCAUCCAAUCCCGGACAUGCAGGAGGGUAUGGCUCUGUUUAUGGUUCAAACUAUGGGUACUAAGUAAGAAUUGUUUUGAUUUUCGAUGUUGUCUUAGAGAUAGAAAAUUCUGGGGGUAAGUUAACUGAAAUUUGUUUUAAAGUAUGGACAAUAGACUGCUGUAGAAAGUUGUAAUCUUUGCUUAACGUCAUGAGUUAAAAAACAAACCAAAACAUGUUAGGUUUUAUGGUAUGCAUUUUCAAUGCUUUUGAUAUUUUAAUGUUCAUCUCCAGUUUUUCCUUA